Messenger RNA from Prunus armeniaca (apricot), 201 nucleotides. NCBI's taxonomy places the organism in Eukaryota, Viridiplantae, Streptophyta, Magnoliopsida, Rosales, Rosaceae. The record is from the annotation of a GenBank genome assembly.
AUGAAGACAUUGAUUCGCCAGACUCAAGCCAAAACUGAAGCAUGUGGAUUUCGGUGGGAGAAGGCAAAAGCUGAGAUGUGGCCUAUGUGUCAAGACCCCGCCCCACGGACGGUAGUGGUGUCCCAACUUUCAAGGUGCCAAACACAAAGGUGGGCCAAUGGUAUAGAAGUAGAGGCCCAAAAGUCCCACCGGUACCUUUGA